ACGUGGCCCGGGAGCGGCGGCGGGAGGCGCGCGGAGGAAGGUUGCGCUGUUUCUACCAAAGAUCUUUGGUUUCUACCCAGGAAGCGCCCGAUACCGUAUUGUAUCACGGAGGAAAUGUGACUGGAUGGUCAUGUUCAUCAACUCUGCAUAAGAAACUAGUCAUGGUGGAUGUUAGAAAGUGGCCAGUGUUCAACUUACUUUCUCCACAAGAACUCAAAUCAAUUCAGCAAGCCUGUGUUUUUGGUACGACAGCUACUGAGGCUAUCUAUGUAACAAAGGAUAACGAUGUAUUUGCACUUGGGGUAAAUUGCAGUAACUGCUUAGGAAUCGGAGAUGGCCAAAGUAUAGCAGUACCAAAGAAAAUUGAUGCUUUGUGUGGGAAGAAGAUAAUAUCUCUGAGUUAUGGAAGUGGACCACAUAUUUUACUCGCUACUCAAGACGGAGAGACCUAUUCGUGGGGUCUCAACAGCAGUUGCCAGCUGGGAAAUGGAACAACUGGUCCUGCCUCAUUGCCUUUCCUCGUUUCCAGCAUGUUUUGUGCUAAGAAAGCAGUCGAGGUGGCUUGUGGCUUCAGUCAUUCUAUGGUUCUCACAUCGGAUGGAGAGGUUUAUUCUUGGGGCUCCAACAACUGUGGGCAAGUCGGAUCAGGAUCGACUACAACUCAGGCAACACCACGUAGAGUAAUACACGGUCUAGAGAACAGGAUGAUUGUCACCAUAUCUUGUGGUCAAGUAUUCUCCGUGGCUGUAACAGACAAUGGAGAGGUGUUUGGUUGGGGUAACAAUGGCAACGGCCAACUGGGAUCAGGGUUCAACGGCAACCACCUUAUUCCUUACAGGUUGAUCGCAUUACAAGGAAUCUGCAUCCUACAGAUCACCUGUGGUUAUGCUCACACGCUCGCACUAACAGAUGAGGGCUUGCUUUAUGCCUGGGGUGCUAAUACGGUUGGGCAGCUGGGUUUUGGAAGUAGAUCUAACCAGAUGGUCCCGGUGCUGAUCACGUUGGAGAAAGAAAGGAUUGUGGAGAUUGCAACCUGUCAUUCCACCAGUAUCUCGGCUGCUAAAACCCAGAGUGACCAAGUGUACAUGUGGGGCCAAUGCCGUGGGCAAUCGGUCACCGUACCAUGCCUCACACAUUUCUCCUACACAGACGAUGUGUUUGCUUGCUUUGCGUCUCCUGCAGUUACGUGGCGCCUCCUGUCGAUAGAACAGGAUGAUCACCCAACAGUAGCCCAGUCUUUGCACAGGGAGUUUGACAGUUUGGAAACAUCUGAUUUAAAGUUUUGCGUGGAAGGAAAAUUAAUCCAUGUUCAUAAAGCUAUUCUAAAAAUCAGGUGUGAACAUUUCCGAAGUAUGUUCCAGUCCUACUGGAGUGAAGAUGAGAAAGAGGUGAUUGAAAUCGACCAGUUUAGCUACCCAGUUUACCGUGCCUUCCUAGAGUACCUGUACACAGACUCUGUCAACCUACCUCCCGAGGACGCAGUAGGGCUUCUGGAUCUGGCUACAUCUUACUGUGAAGAAACCGUGAAGAAGCUGUGCCAGGAUAUAAUCAAGAGAGAUAUUACUAUGGAGAACGCAUUUUUGUUGCUGUCAGCAGCUGUCCGAUACGAUGCUAAGGAUUUGGAAGAGUUUUGCUUCAAAUUUUGUGUGAAUCAUUUGACUGCUGUGAUCAACACUGAUGCAUUUUGGCAAAUGGAUGGAGAUCUCUUGAAAGAUUUUUUUGGAAAGGCAAGCAAAUGUGGAGCCUUCAGAAACUGAGUUUGCUGGAUCACUGCCAUCAUUGCUAGAUUUGCCAGUCCUUGCUCAGUUCAUUGAUACCUGAAGGCAACCUUUCGACACAGAAUGAGAUCCCUCCUCAGUGAUACUCUGAUGCACCUCUCUCAAUUGGGCUUCUUGAAUGCCUCCCGGACUAUCUCCACCGAGCAUGGAUAAUGACCAAUCUGUUCCACAGAGAAGAGAAGGAUUAAAGGCGAGGAGCAUAUGAACAAGAUACUCUGUAGAAUCAAACUCAAGGAUGUCAUGGAGGAUUUGUCAAAGCAAAAAUCAUUUAUCAUUUAUUCUUAGACGAAUGACUUGAAUGUGGAAACUCUAAAUAUUUCAAAUCAGGGUAGUUUUAAUCUUAAUAAUCAGACUGACAGUAUUGGCUCUACGGUAGUACUCUUGCCUGUAACUCAGAAGAUUGAGAGUUCAAGGCUGAGUCCUAUAAUGUGAUUACAUUGUUAGACUGGUAAUGGGGUAAUGUGGCACUGCUGAUUGUGCUCCCUUUGGUUGAAAUGGUUCUAAUCCAGUUUUUCAGGUUUACGUAAUAAAUCCCAUACAACUA
This is a messenger RNA of Amblyraja radiata (thorny skate), 2322 nucleotides long. RefSeq names its product RCC1 and BTB domain-containing protein 1. The transcript is spliced from 13 exons. NCBI's taxonomy places the organism in Eukaryota, Metazoa, Chordata, Chondrichthyes, Rajiformes, Rajidae. The record is from RefSeq and is a predicted model, not a curated record. The coding region runs from base 162 to 1757 and encodes 531 amino acids. Gene Ontology annotation, molecular function: protein binding.